Molecule: messenger RNA, 5390 nt
Organism: Amoebophrya sp. A120
Lineage: Eukaryota; Dinophyceae; Syndiniales; Amoebophryaceae
Source: the annotation of a GenBank genome assembly
CAGACGGCCGGCGCAACGACCACUGCUGAAGCGCGCAUCGAGCGAAUCGCUUCCUGUUCAUCCGGUGACGACAACAAAUUCGCUGACGAGGAGGUCAACAGCCCGGCUGCAUCGGCGUCCCAACAUUCCGCUUCUGGAUCCGCCCAUAAUCAUUCCGGUCGACCAAGCCUGAGCAACAACAUCGAAGUUACCGUGAAGAGUCGCGUUUCCGUGCGUCGGGUCUCCCACGAAAGAAAAAACCGGAGUCGCGGACGACACUGCACAGGAAGCAGCUCCUACACGUCUGACCGCGGAUCCGUGUCCACCUCCCGCUCCAGGACUGCGGGUCGUGUCAGCGACGUGAGUGCAGCAAGUGGGGGGCAACAGGAGGAUUACGAAGGAGACGAAAGGAGGAGCUUCCCAGAGGAUCAGGAUUACGACGACCCGAUCAUGACAAGAAAUCGCAACAAGAGGACAAACAAAGCCGGCGCUAUCGUGGCUGGUGCUUGCACAACUAGCAAAGGCAUCAACACGACCAGGGACCACCAAGAUGACCACGAGGACGAGACCAACUUGAUAUCAAAAGUCGGUCGAAGCGACGAUGAAGAUGCGUGGUCAGACGAUACAGAGAUUCUGCUCACGACGAUUGAAAAGGAGGUGCAGUUCACCAUCUGCACUGGAGGUCCUGGACCGUCUUCUCCCCCCAAACCCAGCGGCGUAUUCGUCUCGGCGCCCGCGACCGCUUCUUGUGUAUCCACCACUGGACAACAAGAACUCGGGGCAGUCGGCGACGACGACGAGAAAGCCGACACAAGCUUCUCUGAUGUCAGCGGUUCUUUGAAGCAGAGCCAAGAGAUCGCGUGCCGGCGCGACGGCAGCAACAACAGCGAGGGUAGGCGUCGACACAGUUCACCGGCUAGUCAGUUUCGCAUGAGUGAUCUACCUGAAGUUGACGGGGGACAGGUGGGAGAACAAGAAGACGCGCGAAACUUAGUACGCCAACAUUCAGCGGGAAAAUCCGGUGCAUUUUUCGGAGAUCAAGAUCCAACUUCGCCACGGGCUGCCUACAUUCUUGGAGGCCAAACAGCUGCAGCAGGAGCGGCCGCAACGGACACCCCGAAGCAUCCGCCGGAAAAGAGUUCCCGGCUUGCGGACUUCAGGAAACAAUUCCUGUCAAACGUGCAAACCACAGACAUAAGAGGACACUCAAAAUCAUCGUCCGCCGGUUCUUCGUCCGCCUCCGGUAAUUCUACACCACCUGCUUCCAACAACUGCGAUGAUCCUACGACCGCGAAAACAAGAGCAGCCAUCAUGCUUGGCGCGGCAGAUCCCACCCGCACGCGCCGGUCUGUCUCGCUAAGUCCCCGGCAGUUGCGCCACAUCAGGGAUCGGUUUUCGCAACAGUUUCCAGCGAUCGAGGAGGGUGCCGAGGGAGAAGCGGUAGCGCAGGAAAUCUUACAGCACGGAGGUAGUAGUUUUGCGUCCUCCACCGGAGGUGGAGCUGCAGGAAUUUCCGGCUCUACAGGGAGCAGUCCUAGCAUACAAGAGGUUCUUGUGCUACCGCCGGAGCAAAGCCUGCACUUGCUGCCUGGGACUUGCAACUACACUGAUAGUACCAGCAGUGAAGGAGAUGACAAGAGGAAGCACGACAACAGAGAUGGUAAUGCAAGCGCGUCCUCCACCGACAAAAUGAUAAUGAAAACAACGCACGAAGAACAGCAGGACCACAAGCUGCAAAGAAAUAGCACAGCCAGUGGGCUGGUGCAAAAAGCCGCGCGUUCAGGGGGUGCAACUGGUGAAAAAGAUCGGCCUGCGCUUGCGAUCGACACCGGGCCGCAUCCGCACGACCGGUUGUUGAGUCACGGCGGCCGCAGCACCGGAGAUUCCGGAGCGACAUCCAAGGCUGCAAACUUGACCGAGAGGGAGUCCCGCACCUCUUCGUCCUACUCCUCGGAGGGCGGUUCGUCGUCCAUGCUGUCCCUCUCCCCAAGCAGGCGGCAGCGCUCCGCGGAGACAGAGCGCUCGCGGUUUGCGUCCGGCGGGAGCACUGGUUCGCCCAGCGGCGGUCUCGAGCAGGCGCCGCUGCCCGCAGAUAUCGACCGGAUGUUCGGAGGGUCGUCUUCCCGUGGAGGUGCAGCGGGCGGGGGUGUGAUCCCUAUCGCCACCGGAAUGCCGGUGUCCUCAGCACGGCAAAGGGCUCCAUCUGCAAUUCUGCGUGGAGCGGGCGGGGGACUGCUGGCCGGAGUUGCAGCCGUUACCGGUGCUGCUCGACGCGACCACGUGCAGCAUGUGGGAGACGCGACAAGCCCCGCACCAAUCGCAAUCUCGAGCUCCAGUCCCGUUGUAGGGAGUCCACCAGGUGCAGCAGGAGCGGGGGGCAGUUCUCCUUCGCCAAGCUCAUCAAGCAGGGGGGGUACAACAGCAGCGCCGAUUUGUCAGGUGACCGGGGUCCCCGUGGUCCGCCGCAGGACCGGCUCGUCUCACAGCUCGCAGGGGCAUGGUAGGCCGCCGCGCGGGUAUGUGCGACAGGGCACUCCUGCAAUGACGGACGUCGGAGACGAAGAGGACAGCCCGACAAGCCCGAACGGGAUGGAAGUGCAGCUUUACGACUCUGGCGGAUCGCCCGGAUCUCCACCGCAGCUUGUUCCCGGUGCAGCAGUAGAGCAGCACGGAGGAGGAGGAGCGGCUGGUGCGUCAACAUCGGCACAACAAGAACUUCUCCCUGGAACGGGUUCUUCCUCUUCUGCCGCGCCGGGAUUUUUGACGAAUGACCAAAUGGUUGUAAGCAGCGGGCAGAACCACAACCAGCAUUCGACCGGCAGGACACUUUCGUCGACGUCGUCGCAGAACUUCGACCUGCUAAUGCAAAUGCACCCGCAGCACGAGCACGGGGGACCUGUUGGCCCACAUGGAGUCGGACAUCAUCAGCAUCACUCGCACCAUCCAAACCACCACUACAGUCGGUCGCCACUUGCUGGAUCGACGCCGUCCUCAACGAGGUCCUCGCCGAAUCAUUCCCGCAGACCCUCCCGCCGCUACAAAAACCGCCAGGACAUGCUGCUCGCGGCGCAGCGCAAUUUGAUGGCGGGAAGUAGUGGCUCUAGGGGCGGCAACAGGGCAGCAGCUCAUGUUGUUGCGGCCCCGCACCACCAGCGAACGGAUGCGACCGCGGUGCACCGGUCACACACAACCCCGGACCAGUUCAUGCUCUCCUCCCUACGGGGACCCGGUAGCUCUGCAGAUCAGGACAGCGAGUCGGGCGGUGGACGAGCAUCUGGAUCUGGACAUCAACAUAGGGCGGGCAACUUCUUCCCUCGCAGUCCGUCCAGCCUGUCAGAGCUUUCCGAUGAUCUGCAGUCCACGUCAGAAAUCCUGCCGCCCUGGGUUGGUCCUGGGAUCAUCUCCCAACGGGAUCGCCUUACCGCGGUUGAGUUUGCGAACCAGCGGCACAUGCUGGAGGAGAGAAUGCGCCGUAGUGGACAGUACUACAACGAGCCCCACCCGGCAGAUUUGCAGGGCGCGGCGGCGCCGUAUGUGUACCAUGGUGAACAAGGGGACGAGCUGCUACAAAGAGGGUGUGAAGAAGAACAUCUCCACGACGCUCUUCAUCGCGGGCACCAUGUUCAUCAUCACCCAAACUCGCACCUGAUUCACCCCGAGGACUUACCCGACUAUCUCGCCGGGAGAGCUGCAAGAGGUGGAGGCGGUGGACCACUUCACCUGGUCGACUCCGCGGAGAAUACCAGCGCGUGGCACGCGGCUAUUGCUUCUGCUCAUUUAGCAUCUCGGGGGCGAGGAACAGGUCCGCACGACCGGGGCGCGGGCGUGGUGGACUACAUGGACGCGACAACGCCCGUCAUGCCCUCAGAAUCAGGGAAUCGCGAUGAUAGUACCAGUACGGCACAAUAUGGUGGUCAUGAGCGAUCACAGCAGAUCUACAACAACAGUAAUACAACCGCGGCAGCCCCUCUCCCUUCGUCCUCUGUAAUGACGCGACUGGCAUCGUGGAUGCGGGCGUCGCGCUUCUUCGGUUCGAGCGCGAGCCGAAGCGCCAGCUCUCGUGCGUCCUCAGCCAGGAGAGCGAGGGUUGGGCCCUCUUCGCACGGACAGUUAACAGAUUACGAUUCGGCUGUUUUGGAUGCUAUUGGCUUUUGAGAUUGAGCAUGAUGAGGUCUUCUGCUCCUUAUAUACUGAACAACUUUAUCUUUAACUAUAACUUUUUUGCAGGUGGAUUGUUACAAAAAUGAAUUCCGGAUCGAUGUCCGAAUGCGCAUUUAUUCCUGCGGUAUCCAUUGGAAUAUUUACCGGAACGUCGAUGGAACGUCGACGUCGAUGUCAUCGACAGAUGUGCUUAUUAGUUUCUCGUUGUCGCUCCUUUCAGCGAUUUUGAAACAAGUUCUGCCAAUUAUGCCAACACGACGGCGGUCGUGCCUACAUCAUUAACAUAUUUGAACUGGACAAAAUCUCGUAAACUGUUUUUUACUAGUACAGUCCGACGUUCGAAUCUUCAAGUUAUUAUCUUUCUUGAUACAGCACUUUCCAUGCCUUGAUGCGGUGGCCCUAGUUGUAAAUGUUGCUAAAGCCGACCUGAUCCCUUCUUUGAAGGUUGCAGAUGUUGAUUUACCGACACUGUAUUUCGUGCGCGGAUUCUAGUCGCGAUGAUGACCUUUUUCCAUACCAAUGCGUUACAGCCUUUUUUGGCAGCAGCAAUAAUGCUAAAAAAGAAUGUCAAUUAUAUUUCUGAACAAGCCUAACACAUGAAAGCGUAUUUUUUCCUGUUUAUGAUUAUGAAAUGCAAUUCCUUUCGAUCUUUUUCUGUGAUUUUUUUGGCUAAGGCUGAACCAGAACCUCCUCAAGUCGUGGCAUUUCAGUUUGGAACAUUCAAGAGCAUUAGCUUUUUGAGAAAGGAGGGGCGGUGCCUCCUGAGAAUGUAAAUAAUACGAUAAUAAAAGUUUACGUCUAAAAUUAAAACAAAAGAAACACAAGCGAAGGGGGGGUGAGAGUGAGAGAAUCGCUUUCUCUGUCCUUUGCGAAUUCCGCUUCGAGACAAAGAAUACAGUACUUACUCAGAAAUUGAAACUUCGAGGCGGACAGCACCGGGGAGGGCUGUGUUUCCUCGUUGGGUCUUUCAAGUGCCGAAUUGAUUCGACGCGAAAAUGAUAUUUAUUGCCAUAAGCAACUAGAGAAAUCUCCAUCUGCUUCAUGAUGUGUCGCAAUUGUGCUUAUUUUCUGAGCCACGGUUAUUUUAUUUUGCUGACCUGUCUACAUCCGUAAAACUCAUGUCCGGCUAUGACGACGGACCUCAGUUACAUCAACUUGCUUGCAAAAAAGAGAAAUUCAACGGAGAAGUGAAACAUUUAUACAAAUGAGCAAAACGAAAAGCAUCAGCCUAGCUAAUGGCCUGACUAAGC